This is a messenger RNA of Zea mays, 1139 nucleotides long. RefSeq lists its product as uncharacterized. NCBI's taxonomy places the organism in Eukaryota, Viridiplantae, Streptophyta, Magnoliopsida, Poales, Poaceae. The record is from RefSeq and is a predicted model, not a curated record. The transcript is spliced from 2 exons. Bases 72 to 1010 code for a protein of 312 amino acids.
UCAGCCGCCAGCUUCUUCCUCCCUGCUCCACGACAGCAGCUGCCAGCGCGCAGGAAGCUGGGCCAGCAGCCAUGGCGUCCCCCUUCCCAAGCUUCCUUGCCGAGCAGCGCCGCCCUUCCGUGGAUGAAGCCGGUGCCCCUUCCAGCUUCUCCACUGCAGUAGGCACGCCGACGCCUCGCUCUGCUCCACAUCCCAGCCAUGGUGGCCGCCGUGCUCCCUGCUCCUCCUUUGGCGAGCGGCUGCAGCAGGGGGCCUUCUUCCCCAGCGGCGCCUCUGCUCUCCCUCCCCAGCGCCCCUUCUUCUUCCAUGGAUUGCAGCAGCUCGACCCUCCUCUCCAUGGCGCGAGCUUCAUUUUUCAGAGCCGCCGAAGCUCCUCCUCAUGGCGCCCCCACUCCCUGCUACAACUUCUCUCAGCCUCCUCUCACCCUCCCAAGACAGCCAGCGCAGGGGCCUUCUUCCCCAUGGAGGCCGAGCCCCCUGCUCCCAGCCGUGACGCCCAGAAUUUUUUUCCAGCAGAGAGCCUCUUCCCAUGGGCGCCACCCCCCUGCAGCUUCCCCUUGCCGGCGCCCAGAAAUUGCAGCAGUAGCUCUUUCUCCCCAGCCUCCAAUCCCCUGCAAGUGACCCUCUGCUCGGCUCCCUCUUCCCAGCAGCAAGCUCCGGAUUUCUGUACGCCGACAUGGGGCUGCGCAGUCCCGACCCAAGGCGUCGCGUGGGUGUUGGACAGCCCCACGCUACGUCGUCGAUCUGCGCGGUUUGACUGUCUCCGCGUCUCGCUUCGCCGAAUCUGCGCAGCGCCGACAUGCCAUCGUGGGAACCCGUGCCCUUGUCGACGUCACGCCUUGCGCAUCGCUCGUCGGCAAAGAGCCCAAACUAAUGGCAUGCAUGCGCGGCACGAGUCGGCCAGGUUGUUCGCCUUGUAUGAUUGCGAUUUAUUUUACUUACGUAUUCGGUCGAUGAUGUGCCUGCAUGUUUAUAUGUGUGUAAAAUGUUUCGGUUAUGCGGAUUGGUAGAAUCGCGUUUGCGAUUGGAGAACAAGAGGUUAUUUGAGGUAUGCGAUUUGUAGUUGUCUAAUUAUGUUUUGGUCGAUGUGGUGCAUGUUUAAAAAUUGUAUUGGUAUGGAUUAAAGUUCGCGGCGAAAG